AUGUCAUUCAAGGCCGAUGGUCCCAAAACUCGCCCCGAGCGUGUCAAACCACCCGCAGACCCAACACCAACACCGCCAACAUGGUCAACAAAGGCGGCGUCUCGACGCUCCUCGACUUCCUCAAUCUCCUCGACCAGAUCCUUCCACUCGGCCGUCUCGGGCCGGUUCUCUCCCACCUCUGAAACACGCAUGGUCUCUGCGUCCAACGAGCUGAAAGCACAGGCAAACGCGCUGUUCGCCCGUGCCGAGUACGUCUCCGCGAUUUCGACCUACGACCGUGCGCUGGCCGAGUUGCCCCGCUACCUGGACUAUGAGAUGGCCGUCCUGCAGAGCAACGUCGCGGCAUGCCACGUGAAACUCGAGCAGUGGAAGGACGCCGUCGAAGCGUGUGAGGCCGGCUUGGGAGGGCUGGAGCGGGAGAUGCCGACAAAGACGAAGAAGACAAAGACAGAGAAAACAAAGACGAAGACAAAGACCGGGCACCAGAAGCGGACUAAGGGGGACGGCAAAAUCAAUUCAGACACGGAGUCGGAUUCAGAAGGGCACUCAGACUGGGGUCAGCAAAACAAGGGCGGCACAGUUGUCGAACUGCCCUCCUCGCUCGGGGAAGAGGACGUGGCGAAAACCCUCGCCGCGCUGUCCCUCUCUGACGCCCGCCGUGCGGACAUCACGAGGAUCCGUGUAAAACUGCUGCUCCGCCGUGCACGCUCGAGGAGUAGUAUGCCGGCGGUGUCUACCUUUGAUUCGUUCGGGUCUCCUGGCGGUGCUCCUCCAAAUUCGAGUUCGGAUCCCACCUCGUCAAAGACAUCCAACGGCACAUCCUCGACGUGGUCGACCCUCUCAGCAGCUCUGGAAGAUUAUACCCUCUUGCGCGACACGCCCGCGUACUGGGCCGCUUUGCCGCCUAGCGAUCGCAAAACCGUGCAGCUUGCACUGGUGAACUUGCCGCCUCGGAUCGAGGCCGCGAAACAGCGCGAAGUAAGUGAGAUGAUGGGCAAGUUGAAGGAUCUGGGGAACACGGUCCUCAAGCCGUUCGGGCUGAGCACGGAUAUGUUCAAGGUGAGUCAGGGGGAGGGAGGGGGGUAUAGCUUGAGUUUUGAGGGUGGGGGAAAGGGUUAG
Cladophialophora yegresii CBS 114405 is the source of this 1119-nucleotide messenger RNA. RefSeq lists its product as uncharacterized. The transcript has a single exon. NCBI's taxonomy places the organism in Eukaryota, Fungi, Ascomycota, Eurotiomycetes, Chaetothyriales, Herpotrichiellaceae. The record is from RefSeq and is a predicted model, not a curated record. Gene Ontology annotation, molecular function: protein binding. Bases 1 to 1119 code for a protein of 372 amino acids.